Orbicella faveolata is the source of this 2386-nucleotide messenger RNA. RefSeq lists its product as uncharacterized. Lineage: Eukaryota; Metazoa; Cnidaria; Anthozoa; Scleractinia; Merulinidae. The record is from RefSeq and is a predicted model, not a curated record.
UCAUGACGUAAGAGAGCACGCAAUUUCUCGCCCCGUCUCCUAGCGUGCUUACGUACACAGACUAUUUUCUCGCCUAGGUAGAGUGGGUGAGAAUUUUCCCUUUGGGCCUGACGGUGAUCGGUAACAACAUCGGCGUCGCUUGUGUUGGGCAAUCGUCUCUCGUGUAGUGUUGUACAGAUGCGAAUUUUUCAGUUCCUUCUUUACAUGUAAAUUGUUCACCGUAGAAAUCAAUACUUAGCAGUACUUGGCAACGCGUGUCUACUUAGUUGUCGUAGUUUCAACAUGAUGAGAAUCUUCGGCUGUUUCUCGCUUCCUUACAGAGUACAAUUUCGUCGAAUCAACAUCGCUUUUAUCUUGUUUAUUGCGUGUUGUGGUAUCGGUGUUGUUUUGUAUUUUUCGGCAAACGGCAUUGUUGGAUCGAACCCUCAGUUAAAUACCGAAUUUAAAAAGACUCUUCGGGUAAAAUACGUCAAGCGAGUUGGAAACUACAGCUCGGCGUGUCGACUGCCUAAUCUGGAUCCGUUUCAUCCAAGCAUACUAGAAUUUGUGAAAGAUCUCGGCAAGUUACAGUGUCAAGGGGAGAGAUAUUCGACUUUUAUAAACAAUGUGCUUGAAGUGAAAGGAGAUGGAUUUGCUGCUGUACAAUACAGAACGAUUGAAAGACCUGACGGAGAUGAUUUCAACGUUACCUUGUCGGCUCCUAAGAGGUUGCUUAACAUAGCGGAAAAGACGACGGAAAACCCUGCUGAUGAAGGUCUCUUUAGAAGAUUCUGGAACUGGAUUACAAGAACAAGGAAAUUUCCAUUUUUGGGAAAGGCAACAGUGAAAGCGGACUUCGUUCGAGUGGAUGUUGUCACCACAAGAGGCAGGAAAUGGAGUGACGUACACAUGCAAAUUUUUCCAAAAGAAGAGGUCGCCACAAGGCCUGUGGAGCCUGUUGGUAUUCCACUUGAUAUUGCUCUUAUCAUGUACGAUUCCACCUCGGCGGCUAAUUUCAAAAGAAAGAUGCCUAACACUUUGGAAUACUUGACCAAGAACCUCAACUCCAUCUUGCUAGAAGGCGAAACAAUUGUCGGCGAUGGUACCACAGCUCAAUUGUGUGCGAUGCUUACUGGAAUAGCUGAAAAGAAACAACCUGAGGCCAGACGGGGCGAGAAUUCAUCUGACACAGUCGAUAAAUGGAGGUGGAUUUUCAGAGAUUUUAAACAGAAGGGAUAUGCUACCUUAUUCUCAGAAGACUCGCCACUUUAUGCAUCAUUCAAUUACCGAUUGCACGGCUUCAGAGAUCCGCCUACAGACCACUUCGCCAGGCCAUUUUGGUUGGAAGCGGAGAAUAUUAUCCAAAAGUACUGCAUCGGUGGCAGAGCUGCUCAUAACAUCUCCCUGGAGUAUUUGUUGAGUUUCUUCCGCGCUUACAAAGACAAGCCAAAGUUUUCUUUAAUAACGCAUGCUGUUAUUUCACACCAAGAUCUUAACCCGAUUGGUUAUGUUGACGAUGAUUUGAAAAGCGUGUUACAAACCAUGAAAAACGAGAACUUUCUCAAAAACACGAUGUUAGUUAUCUUUGGUGACCACGGAAUCCGAUUUUCUGGUCUGAGAAAAACAAUCCAAGGUAAAUUAGAAGAACGUCUACCUUUUAUUUCACUCACACUUCCUGAAUGGUUCAAAGAGAAGCACCCAGAUCUCUACAGGAAUCUCGUCCAUAACUCCAAAGUAUUAACUACGCCCUUUGAUGUGUACGCCACAUUUCGUCACAUCUUGUCUUACCCAAGUUACCCAGCCAGCGAAAUUACAACCGGUCAAAGCCUGUUUAGCAAGAUUGACGGGAGCAACCGCACUUGCGAAAACGCGGGUGUCGAGGAACACUGGUGUCCUUGUCUGAACCUUGAAGAAGUUUCUACAGACGAACCCUUAAUCAAAGAUCUGGCGCUAUUUGCAGUCAAGUACAUGAACAAUUUGAUGUUCCAAAACUCCCAGCUGAAGAAGUUGUGUCAGACACUUGUUUUAAAGGAAAUCAAUAGCGCAUUUCGUGACAUGCCAAGCCAAGAGAUGCAGUUCUUUUCAGAGAGUAAACGUGACGAGGAAUGCGAUUCGUGUGGAGUACUAUUUGGUGAGAAAUCUACUAAUACACUUCUCGGUGACACAUUAUAUCAGCUGCAGUUUACAACAUCACCAAAUGAAGGAGUUUACGAAGCUUCCGUCAGGACCAAGAAAGGAGUUCCUUCACUUGCAGGCGAUGUUAGUCGUAUUGACGCUUACAAAGACCAACCGUACUGCAUUGCGAAGAAAUUUCCACUUUUACGGAAAUAUUGUUACUGCCAUUGAAAGCCUGCAAAAUAGGUGAACCUACACAAACGGUUAUAGAAUAAAUAUUUUGAACACUGGA